UUUUGGUAUUCGGAAAUUCUUUUCUUCUGUAAAGAUUCUUGUCUUUUCUUCAACAUUUGCUUUUUCCUUUUUCCAUUUUAGCUGAAUUUGAAGGAAAAGUUGUUGAGUUUUAUGGUAGGAGUUCUAGAAUGAAGGUUUGGUUUUGAAUUAUCGCAAUUGGUGUGUGGUGUUUACACAUGCAACUAGGUUUACUUUUGAUAAGGUGGAAGAGUUGGCUAGCAUGGUGGAGCUAUGGAAGUUGAAAAAUAUCUUAUCUUGGAGCUGAAUUGACAUCUUUUAUGUUAUUGCUAUAGUGCCGAGCCAGUGAAAUGAAAGGAUCUUUUGUAUUCGGAGAUUUUUAGCAUCUGUUGUUGAAUUUCUUGAGUGCUGAAGUGAUAUCAUUUCGCUGAGCAAAGCAGAAGUUCUCCCUCUUGACAUGUUUAUUUUCUCAUUGUUGAUAACUAUGAUGUUCGGGCCAGCUUUUAUGCACCUCGAUUGAUUCAAGGAAUGCCUGCCUCCUCCCAUCAACAACAGGCUAAAGGCGUCCUAGUUCAAGCUUAGUUCACAAAACCAUUACAGUGACAUAUAGUCAGAUAUUAUAUUGCUGUGGCAGCACAAUGGACCCAACAACUGGAGGAAACAACCUCAAUAACAAUCCUGGUCUUGCUUCAAAGCAGCGGUUGCGUUGGACCCAUGAGCUACAUGAACGUUUCGUUGAUGCGGUCGCACAACUUGGUGGCCCAGACCGGGCUACACCUAAAGGUGUUCUUAGAGUCAUGGGUGUGCAAGGGUUAACAAUUUACCAUGUAAAAAGCCAUUUACAGAAAUAUCGGCUUGCUAAAUACCUUCCAGAUUCGUCAUCCGAUGGGAAACAAUCUGACAAGAAAGAAUCAGGAGAUAUGCUUUCCAGUUUGGAUGGUUCAUCGGCUGGUGUGCAGAUAAAUGAGGCUCUAAAACUGCAGAUGGAGGUACAAAAGCGACUUCACGAGCAACUGGAGGUUCAAAGACAGCUACAACUUAGAAUUGAAGCACAAGGGAAGUACUUGAAGAAGAUAAUAGAAGAACAACAGCGGAUCAGUGGAGUUCUCUCAGAAGUUCCUGUUUCUGGGGUCACUCCUUCAGCAGCAGGUGACAAUAGUUUAGAUUUCGAUAACCGGACUGAUCCAGGGACUCCUGCACCAACAUCUGAGUCUCCUCACAUUGAUACGUCUGUACAAGAACAUGCCCGUUCCAAGAGCCCUUCUAUUGAUCAAUCAUUCUCCUCGCAACAUGAGCCUCUUACUCCUGAUUCUGGUUGUCGUGAGACUUCGCCAAUAAAUAGCUCUGAAGGUGAAAGGUCAUCAAAAAAACAAAGGGUGGGCACAAGUGUCACAUUUACUAAAGCAGAUAUGCUACUUCCGCACCAGAUAUUGGAGUCGAGCUUGAGCUCACCAUACCAGCAACCAAAUCCUGUUUUCCUGGCCAGCGGCCAAUUCAAUCUCUCAUCAGGAUUGUCUCUUGGCAGUGAAGGACCAAAAGUUUCUGGAAACGACAUAUAGUUACUCUAUGUGCGACAGGACUUCAAUUCAGCUACUAUUAUGUAGUGUGAAAAUAUAUGUUUUCAUUUGGUCACAGAAGCUACUUUGCUUACUGAAUGUGCUCAUGUAGUACUACUUUACAGCUCUUUUUUAGUGACACUCUUAACGUUAGUUCAUUUUCUUUUAUCAUUUAGAGGUUUGAAGUUCUGAA
Solanum dulcamara is the source of this 1707-nucleotide messenger RNA. RefSeq names its product myb family transcription factor PHL7-like. The transcript is spliced from 8 exons. NCBI's taxonomy places the organism in Eukaryota, Viridiplantae, Streptophyta, Magnoliopsida, Solanales, Solanaceae. The coding region runs from base 597 to 1517 and encodes 306 amino acids. Gene Ontology annotation, molecular function: DNA-binding transcription factor activity; DNA binding. The record is from RefSeq and is a predicted model, not a curated record.